UCACAUAGUGAAGCAUUCAGUGCUGCUCCAGGUGAAGCCAGAGAACAGCGGAAGACUUGACUUGGUGUGAUCAGCGCGAGCUGCAGAAGUUUCAGCCACCAUGAAUGGAUCCACAGCCCCCACCAAAGAUUACUUGGGCAUCUCUAUUUUCAACACGCUCUGCUGCUGCCUGCCACUUGGAGUCAUUGCAAUAAUCUACUCCUUACGGGCUCGGGAUGCAAAUGCAGCAGGAGACUCAACGCGGGCUGAACAGGCAUCGCACACGGCCAAAAUCCUGAACAUUUCUGGCAUCGUUACUGGAUUAAUAUUCCUUGUUAUCAUUAUAAUCUACUGGAUAGUUGUAGCUGUUAAAAUAGCAAAAUGACUCUGUGGUCCUGUGAACAGGAGCAAAUAGGAGUUUACUGUAAUUCUUGUUGUUGGAUAACAAAACCUGUAUCCUGGAUUAAGACCUUCCUUUCGCUCCUGUCAUCCAAUAAAUGUUCAAGUUUUAUACUUAAUUACUUCUCGUUUUCUCAAGUGAUAUGAAAAUAAUUCAAUAAACUUCCAAGAUGAAUACAAGACA
This is a messenger RNA of Paramormyrops kingsleyae, 562 nucleotides long. RefSeq names its product dispanin subfamily A member 2b-like. Gene Ontology annotation, cellular component: membrane. The record is from RefSeq and is a predicted model, not a curated record. Lineage: Eukaryota; Metazoa; Chordata; Actinopteri; Osteoglossiformes; Mormyridae.